GUCCUGCUCUCAAACCACAGCAGCUCCUCACGCAGCGAGACCGGACCAGAGACCCAGAACCCCCACGACAGCGGAGAUGCAGUCCUCACUGGCCGAGAGCCUUUUCGCGGGAGACCCGUUCUUCGAGCGCUCCACGGUGCUGUGGCCGCUGUGCCGGGGGCCGCUGGGCGGCGUGCGGGAGGACUUCCUGCAGAGACGCAGCGCCCUGGCGGACAGCUUCCUGCGGGAGCUCAGCGGCCUCUUCCCCUACGACUUCCUGAAGGGCGGCGCUCUGGGGUCGCGGGCGGGCGGGCGCCCCGGAGAGACGCGGCGGCUCAGCUCCGAGGGCGGGCUGGAGCUGGCGCUGGACGUGCGGGAGUUCGGCCCCGACGACAUCACGGUGAAGCUGGCGGGCCGCGAGCUGGCCGUCGUGGCGGCGAAGAGGGGCGAGGAAGGCUCCGCCCGGCGGCAGGGCUUCCUGCAGAAGAUCGGCCUGCCCGACCACGUGGACCCGUCCGCCAUCACCUGCUCGCUGACGCCCGACGGCCUGCUGCGCAUCCAGGCCCCCCCCGCGGCCCCCCCCGCGCCCGGGGACGAGCGCACGGUGCCCAUACGCUUCCGCACCUCCCUCAACUUCCCCGUCAACAGCCCCCAGCCGGACGCCCCGCUCCCGCCCAAACACGCCUAAAGACUGCCCCGCGCCCUCUCCACCGCACUUUUAUAACGGACCCUUACCCUGGACUCUUUGUGUAAAAUAAUAAUGGCUAUGUUUAUUUAAUAAACGGAAUUUCAUUUGCA
Conger conger (European conger) is the source of this 777-nucleotide messenger RNA. It is a transcript of the gene hspb9, whose product is annotated as heat shock protein, alpha-crystallin-related, 9. The transcript has a single exon. Bases 77 to 667 code for a protein of 196 amino acids. Gene Ontology annotation, molecular function: protein folding chaperone. The record is from RefSeq and is a predicted model, not a curated record. Gene Ontology annotation, biological process: response to heat; protein refolding. Lineage: Eukaryota; Metazoa; Chordata; Actinopteri; Anguilliformes; Congridae.